AUGUAAACGGAAACAAAACUGCUACCAUUUAUAGAUUUCCAUCCUAUAAAUUGUAGCGAUUCUAAUGAAAAAAUUAAGGUUGUCGUCAGAUUUAGAACAAAUGACUCCAAGGAUAUUGAUAGCAUUUAAAUUAAAGAAGAUGGUAAAUCAGUCACAAUUAAAAGAAACGAAAACUUAAGAAAAAGCUAAACACUCACCCAUAGAGGCUCGAUAAGGGGAGUAUCUAUAGAUCCUAAUAUUUAAUAAAAAACUAAAUUUUUUACAUAUGAUGCAGUUACUGACAAAGAAGAUCAAAAAUUUUUUUAUGAAAGUUAUGCCAAAGAUAAUGUAAUAGCAUUUUUAAAAGGAUAUAAUAGCACAAUUCUUGCUUAUGGAUCAACAGGAAGUGGAAAAACAUUCACAAUUGUUGGUGAUGAGUCGAUAGAAUCUAAGAUAUUAAAAAGCAACUUUCAAGAUAGCUUUGAAUAAAAAGAAAAGUAUGGGAUUUUACCUAGAAGUAUAUAAACAAUUUAUGAUGAACUAGAAAAAGCGCAUGAGAAAGGAAUAAAGUAUUAAUUAAGAUGCAGUUACUUAGAAGUUUAUAAUGAAGAACUAACUGAUAUGCUGAGUAGGAGUGGAUAAAACCAAGCAAGUAAAAAGCCAAUAAUUUAAGAAUGUCCUAAAAAGGGGAUAGUCAUUUAGAAUAUGGUUGAAGAGCCUGUUAAUUCUUACAAAGAGAUUAUGAAAUGCCUUUAAAAAGGCUUAGCCAAUAGAAAAGUUUGUAUAACUCAAGAUAACAGUAGAUCAAGCAGAUCUCAUACUAUUUUUAUGUUGAAUCUAGAAUAAAUUUAGUUAGAUUAGACCUAAAUUUUAUCUCGUCUUUGCAUAGUAGAUCUUGCUGGAAGUGAAAAACUUUAAUCAAAUCAUAAGAAUAGGCUAUAAGAAACUAAAAAUAUAAAUACAAGUCUACUUACUUUAGCUAAAUGUAUAACUCAUCUUUCUAAAGCGCAAGAUAAGAACGAGAAAAAGCAUGUUCCUUUUAGAGAAUCUAAGCUCACGCGUAUUUUAAAAGAAAGUUUAGGAGGUAACUCUAAAACUACUUUGAUAUGUGCUGCUAGAUUUUCAGAUAGAUUUCAAGAGGAAACAAUUUAAACCUUAAGAUUUGCAAGAGAAGCAAAAAAAAUAUAAAAUGAACUUGCUGUUAAAAUAGUUUACACUGAAGAGUAGCUUCUUGAACAAAUAUAAAAAUUAAAAUAGGAAAAUGAAAUGCUGAUCAACCAGAUAUUUAAUUUAAAAAAAUAAUAUAGCCAAGAUUAAGCAAAUAAUCUAGAUUUAAUUAGCUAAAAUUUAACAGCUACUUCUGCAAAUACAAUAGAAUAAAUAAAUAAAAAUAACAAAGAUACUCUAAAAAAUGGGUAGUCAAAUAAUUUAAAAUCUAGAAAUGAUAUCGGAUAAUAAAGCAAAUAAACAUCAAUGGGUAUUGAUCAAAGUAUAUUAGCUAAGCAAUAUUAAGAGCUUAUGAGCUACAAAAUGAGAUAUGAUUCACUUAAGAACUCCUCAGAAGAAUAAAUAAUGAAGCUGAACAAAGAAAUUCAGUUUCUUAAUUAAUAACUGGCAAAACCAAGUGAUCAAAUGAUUUAAGAAAUAGAACAAACAAUCUAAAAACUCUCUUCUAAAUAUUAUCAAUAAGAAUAAGAAAUUUAAUAGGAAAAAAAAAUAAUGAGAGAUGUAUAGAAAGUACUUGCAGAGACUUAGACCUCUCCAAUGAUGAAAAACUAAAAUGACUUUUAGAUUUCUACAGAAGAUGAAGAAGCUGCUAGAAAUAGUGAAGAUAGUACUGGCUGUCGUUAUAUUGAAUGUAUUAACAACAAGCUUAAAAUUAAAAAGUUUGAAAAUUUAUUUGUGGAGUUUGAAAAGCAGUACUCAAAACUUUACUUAGAAAAUUAAUAAAGCAGAAAUAUUCUAUAAGAGAUAAGUUAAAGGCUGAAAGGAAUUAAUGUAAAUGACUUUAAUAUACUUAACGAAAGCCAAUAUUAGAUGUCAAGAGAUCAUGACAGCUUAGUAGAUAUUGACGAUAAAUCAUAUAAUGAUGACUAGCUAUUUACGAAGUCUUAUGAUGAAUAAUAAGAGGAGUUGUUUUUAAAUAAUCUCAACAAAGAAAUAAAUGAAUUUGAAAAAUAAGAUAGGUAAAUAUAAGAAAGCAUAUAGCAAUUUAGUGCUAAACUUAACAAAUUUAAGGUUAUGAACUAAAGGUGUGCUGUUGAAAAAAAUGUUAACGACUUUGACAGCUUUUAUAAAAUCUAAACCUAGUCAGACACAAUUAUUCCUCUUAAUUUAAUAGAAGAAUUAGGAAUUUAAAGUAAACAUGAUGAGGAAAUUAGGAGUCCAAUUUCUUCAAUUUUACCAUUCGAGAACAGAGGAUCUAGCAGAAGAGAUAAAAUGAAAAUGUAUAAAAAUGGUUUAAAUUCAAGUUAUUAUGGCGAAAAAACUCCAUAGAGCAUUUUCAAGCCUUACAACAGCUACUUCAAUUAAUAAGAGAUAACUCCUUCGAAUAGAUUGAAUUAAAGUUAUAUGAGCAAUUCUUCAAAGUUCUCAGAGGUUUUAGAUCAAAAUCUAGCUGAUAUCGAUUUAAGUAGAAUAGAAAAUUCUAAUUACGAUGAUUAUGAAGAUGAUAAUAUAAGUGAGAAUUUAUAUGGAAAUCAUAAAUAUUAAAACGGAAAUUAAAAACCUCCUCACUAAAAGUAAUUGUUCUAAGAAGAAAACAUUGAUAUUUUGAAUAUGAGUGAUAUAACUCAGACAAAAAGACCUCUUUAAAAGUAAAAAAGUAUGAAUUUAUCACAUAACAAUUUAAGCUUUUACAACGAAAGUAGUGAAUCUCCCUAAGUAAGCAAGCUUAAUUCUAGUGAUAUAUUUGGGAUUAAUAGAAAACAUUCUAUCCAUAUUGGAAGACAAAGUCUUAAAUUAAAAAACCGAGUUGCAAUUAGUUCAAAAAAUUAAUGA
Messenger RNA from Tetrahymena thermophila SB210, 2979 nucleotides. Its product is annotated as kinesin motor catalytic domain protein. Gene Ontology annotation, biological process: mitotic spindle organization; microtubule-based movement. The record is from RefSeq and is a predicted model, not a curated record. The transcript is spliced from 8 exons. NCBI's taxonomy places the organism in Eukaryota, Ciliophora, Oligohymenophorea, Hymenostomatida, Tetrahymenidae. Gene Ontology annotation, molecular function: ATP binding; microtubule binding; microtubule motor activity.